Fonsecaea erecta is the source of this 2682-nucleotide messenger RNA. RefSeq lists its product as hypothetical. Gene Ontology annotation, cellular component: chromosome; nucleolus. Gene Ontology annotation, biological process: DNA topological change; DNA replication; chromosome segregation. Bases 1 to 2682 code for a protein of 893 amino acids. The transcript has 5 exons. NCBI's taxonomy places the organism in Eukaryota, Fungi, Ascomycota, Eurotiomycetes, Chaetothyriales, Herpotrichiellaceae. Gene Ontology annotation, molecular function: DNA binding; DNA topoisomerase type I (single strand cut, ATP-independent) activity. The record is from RefSeq and is a predicted model, not a curated record.
AUGGACUCUUCCGACGAUGAUAUACCCCUCGCGGGCUCAAGGAGGGUAAAUGGCACAAACGGAGUCGCGCAUCCCCUAUCCUCCUCCAAGAUCCCUUCCUCCCUCGACGCUGCAAUGGAUCGCCAGAUCCCUACGAAUGGCGAAGUCGUACCGGGUAUUUCCAUGGCAAAUGGUGAGGUAAAGGUUGAAGAGCUAUCACCACCUGGCAACAAGGACAAUGCCCUUAAUGGCGUUGGGACUGCCAAGCGUAAAGCCCGAGAGAGUCUCACGCGACCGUCCUAUGCCGAGCCAGAAAGCAGCGACGACGAUCUACCAUUGAGCAAAAAGAGAAAGACUUCAGUCGCGCCAGAAUCGGACUCCGACGAUGCUCCUCUCGUCUCCAAAGCCAGGACGAAUGGCAAAGUUGUUCAGAAGCCCCCUCGAGUCUCAGCUCAUCAAAUUGGUGAAGAUUCGGACUCAGAUGUGCCUCUCGGUCAGAAGCUGGCCAAGCAAAAGCAGAUGAUUGAGAAAGCAGCAGAGAAGGAAGCGAAGCAGAUUCGAAAAGAGGAGAAGAAGGAGGCUGCAAAGGCUCCCAAAAAGUCAGCCCCAGCAAAGAGGGUAAAAAAGGAAGAAUCCAGUGACGACGACAAGCCUCUAUCAAAGCGAGUGCCUGCGGCUACCACCAAGAAAAUAAAAGCCGAGCCGUCCAAACCCGCGAAGAAGGUCAAAGUAGAAGCUUCUUCGCCCGCGAAGAAGUCUAAGGCAGUCAAAAAGGAAGAGAGUGCCGAUCCUGAAGACGAAGAGGAUGAAGAGGACGAAGUUAAAUGGUGGGAGGAUCCUACUAAGGGUGAUGGAACAAAUAAGUGGGAAACUUUGCAGCACAAUGGCGUCGUCUUCCCACCCCCCUAUCAACCUCUCCCUCCGCAUGUCAAGAUGAAAUACGACGGCGAGCCUAUCACCCUCCAUCCCGACGCAGAGGAGGUUGCUGGUUUUUUCGGCACCAUGCUCAACUCGACACACAACGUGGAGAAUCCAACGUUCCAGAAAAAUUUCUUUGGUGACUUCAAGGAUAUUCUGAAGAAGACCGGCGGUGCAAAGAAUAGAAAGGGGGAGACGGUGGAGAUUAAAGAAUUUGCAAAGUGCGACUUCAGACCCAUCUUCGACCACUACGAAGCGGAGAGGGCGGCGAAGAAGGCGUUGUCCAAAGAGGAAAAGAAAGCUAUCAAAGCAGCAAAGGACGAAGCCGAGGCUCCCUACUUGUACUGCAUCUGGGAUGGCAAGAAACAGAAGGUUGGCAACUUCCGAGUCGAACCUCCUGGUCUGUUCCGCGGCCGAGGUGAUCAUCCAAAAACUGGCAAAGUCAAGACGAGAGUCAUGCCUGAACAGAUCACGAUCAACAUCGGUAAAGAAGCAACUGUUCCUCCUCCACCAGAAGGUCACAAGUGGAAGGAAAUCAAACACGACAAGCAAGGGACGUGGCUGGCCAUGUGGCAAGAGAACAUCAACGGCAACUACAAGUAUAAGGCUCGUGAACUCAAGAAGCAUAUCGAUCGGAUUCGCAAAGAUUAUCGAAAGGAACUCAAAUCAGAAUUGAUGGCAGAUCGACAAAAGGCGACUGCCAUGUAUCUUAUCGAUCAAUUUGCCCUUCGUGCUGGUAAUGAGAAAGGAGACGACGAGGCUGACACGGUCGGUUGUUGUUCUCUGAAAUAUGAGCAUAUUACUUUGCGGGCUCCCAAUACGGUUAUCUUCGACUUCUUGGGAAAAGACAGCAUCCGCUUUCACGAAGAAUUCGAGGUGGACGCACAGGUCUUCAAGAAUCUCAAAAUCUUCAAGAAGCCGCCGAAGAGCGAGGGAGAUGACAUCUUUGACAGGCUGACUACGACACAACUCAACAACCAUCUAAAAAACUACAUGCCUGGCUUGACUGCCAAGGUCUUCCGUACCUAUAACGCGUCUUUCACAAUGGCCAAGCUUCUUUCCGAGAUGAAAUCUGAAGGUACAAUAGCCGAAAAGAUCAAGGAUUACAACGACGCCAAUCGAAAAGUUGCCAUUCUCUGCAACCAUAAGCGAACUGUGGCAGCCGGACAUGCAAACCAGAUGGAGAAGUUGGGGGACCGGAUCAAAGGUCUCAAAUACCAGCAAUGGCGAGUCAAACAGAUGAUGCUCGACCUCGAUCCAAAGAUCAAGAAGAAGAAGGGCGCAGAGUACUUCGAGCUGCCUGACGACUUGGACGAGGCAUGGAUUCAAGAACAUCAGGCUUACUUGGUUGAAGAACAGAAGAUCAAAAUCACUAAGAAAUUCGAAAAGGACAAUGAGAAGCUCAAAGCGGAAGGCGAAAAAGAGAUGAAACCGAAAGAGCUCGAAGAACGCUUAAAGGCGGCCAAGGAGCUGGAGAAAAGAUUUCAAAAGGAGAACAAGACAAAGAGGGUUGAGGCUGAGGGAAAGUCUCCGACUGUCGAAAAGUUGGAGGAACAAGUCAAGAAGUUUGAUGCGAGGAUUGCUACCAUGGCCGUUCAGGCUGAGGACAAGGAGAACAAUAAAGAGGUGGCCUUGGGAACUUCGAAGAUCAACUACAUCGAUCCACGGUUGACAGUGGUUUUCAGCAAGAAAUUCAACGUGCCAAUCGAGAAGUUCUUCUCCAAAACCCUGCGCGAGAAGUUCGAAUGGGCUAUCAAGUCCGUCGACGAGGACUGGGUCUUCUAA